This is a messenger RNA of Meira miltonrushii, 528 nucleotides long. RefSeq lists its product as uncharacterized. The transcript is spliced from 2 exons. The coding region runs from base 283 to 528 and encodes 81 amino acids. The record is from RefSeq and is a predicted model, not a curated record. NCBI's taxonomy places the organism in Eukaryota, Fungi, Basidiomycota, Exobasidiomycetes, Exobasidiales, Brachybasidiaceae.
CACACAGAGUACGGAACCCGCUGAAGUGACGAUAUAAUGGGGCUUACCGUCGUUAUUGCGGUGUGAAAGCUAUGUAAAUCACCAAUUGUGCGUGCGGGGUUAUAAGAUUCGCUUCGCUCCCUCAUCUUUACUAGAGGUCAUCCUUUUUUUUCGUCCGAUAAAAUGCAUAACUUCAUAUAUAUAUAAGUCAUCGCCACUUUCAAUUUCUUACUUAUUUUCAACUUCUUGUUUUUGUCUUGUUGAUUUCGAACUACAUACACCUUUCACCUCUAUGUCACAAUUAUGGUUCGAAUGCUGAAUUUUUGGUUUGCAUCUGUAGCUUCUUGGAGCGUUUUGCAAUGUUUUGCUUUGCCGAUGGCUUCCUUCACUGAUUCAAUCAUGCCCGGCACAUUCUUAGAAGAAGGCUCUUUACCUUUACCCAUCUUGGAUAUGAUUCAAAUGGCCGAAAGAGAAGGAGAGGUUUAUUUUUACGAUCCUACAUCCAGAGGUUCAACUUCGAGACCGAUACGCUCCAUUCUUCAGACGUAA